GUAUGCACAGAGUACCAGAGAGCAGUAUCAUUUCAUCCACUGGAUAAGACUAGAAACAUAUCCUUUAGAGAUUUACCUGCAAAAGAGCAUCACAUUUAAAAAAGUACAAUGGACUUCUGCUCUGCAUCACAGCAAGCCAGAAGCCCCAGCUCAUGGAUCACCCUCUUCCUCCUGUACUCAAUUGUCACCAUGUGCAGUAGAGUAGAGGGCUGGUCCUACCAUCACUCCAACAAAACUAUGAACUGGGACACUGCUAGAAAGUGGUGCACGGAGCACUACACUGACAUGGUGGCCAUCCAGAACCGUGGAGAGAUCUCCCACCUUAACAGCAUCCUGCCCAGGCAGACCAACUAUUACUGGAUAGGGAUCCGUAAGGUGGACGACGUGUGGACCUGGGUGGGGACCAAUAAGACCCUGACUAAAGAGGCAGARAACUGGGCAGAYGGAGAACCCAACAACGGGGGGAACAACGAGGACUGUGUGGAGAUGUACAUCAAGAGAGRGAAGGACACAGGGAAGUGGAACGACGAGACRUGUAUGAAGAAGAARACGGCUCUGUGCUUCACAGCCUCGUGUCAGAGCGACUCAUGUUACCAUGGAGAGUGUGUGGAGACCAUCAACAGCCACCRCUGUAAAUGCUUUGAGGGCUUCUACGGAGAGCAGUGUGAACACGUUGUUGAAUGUAAGAUGGAGGAGGUCACUGUCCCUGCUAAAGSCAGUGUCAGUUGCUCUCACCCCAAUGGGAAUUUCUCCUUUGACUCGACGUGUCAGUAUUCCUGUGAAGAGGGGUACCGACUGAGCAGCUCCGGGCCUGUGAGAUGCACAGCCUCAGAAUCAUGGUCGGAACAGCCUCCCACCUGUGAAUUGGUCUUAUGCAGUGAGCUGUAUGAACCWGKGAAGGGUUCCAUGGCCUGCUCCCAUCCCCUGGGCUCCUUCAGCUACCUGUCCACCUGUASCUUUACCUGUGAGGAGGGCUAUGAGAGGCUGGCCUCCAGCUCUGCUACCCUGCAGUGUGGAGCCUCGGGACAGUGGAACGACUCACAGCCGCAGUGUGUUGCUGUAAGCUGCCCUACCCUCCAGCAGCCACAGGAUGGCGCUAUCAGCUGUGGAGAAGACUUCAACUAUGGAAGUAGCUGUAACUUUAGCUGCUCUGAGGGUUAUCUCCUCAAGGGGGCGAUCACGGUGUCCUGCACAUCAGCUGCUGAGUGGAGUGAGGAGAUACCACACUGUGAAGUGGUCUUAUGCAGUGAGCUGUAUGAACCUGGGAAGGGAUCCAUGGCCUGCUCCCAUCCCCUGGGCUCCUACUACCUGUCCACCUGUAGCUUUACCUGUGAGGAGGGCUAUGAGAGGCUGGCCUCCAGCUCUGCUACCCUGCAGUGUGGAGCCUCGGGACAGUGGAACGACUCACAGCCGCAGUGUGUUGCUGUAAGCUGCCCUACCCUCCAGCAGCCACAGGAUGGCGCUAUCAGCUGUGGAGAAGACUUCACCUAUGGCAGCUGUAACUUUAGCUGCUCUGAGGGUUAUCUCCUCAAGGCGAUCACGGUGACCUGCACAUCAGCUGCUGAGUGGAGUGAGGAGAUACCACACUGUGAAGCCACACCUGAGCCUCCAUUGYACCCCACUAUCCUAGGCCUGGCAGCAGGGGGCGCUGUGUCAUUAUCUGGCCUGUCUCUGGCRGCAUGGCUCCUCAAACGAAUCAGACAGAAAGUGCCCCCUAGCUGCAUCUCCCCCGCCCCCUACCGCCACCACCCCACCAGCGACCUCACCACCCCUCACCGCACACUCCUCAGCCGACCCCGGCCGCACACACACCCGCCCCCCACUGGUCACGUCAACACAACUCUCCUCCCCCACCCUCCCUCCCCCAUUCCGCCCGACCUCUAUUCCGCGCGCCCUCACCCCUGCUCUCUUCCCGGUGCGGCUCCCUGGCCCGCCCACGGGUCCGCGGCCACCCUGCUUGAGAUCAUGAACUGGACCAUGGCAAGAGAGUGGUGUCGGAUUAACAACCACACAGACAUGGUAGUCAUCCAAAACCAGGAAGAGAAUAAUUACCUACGCAACGUCUUGCCUGAUAAAACUGGGUCUCCGUAUUACUGGAUCGGAAUCAAGAAGAUCAAUGGAAACUGGACAUGGGUCGGAACUAACGGAACGUGGGUUGGGAAUUAUUCCUGGGCACCCAACGAGCCCAAUAACAAACUGGGUGAGGAGUGUGUUGAGAUGUACGUCAACAAAGGGAACAGCGAGAAUAACGGGAAGUGGAACGAUGAUAAGUGCUCAAAUCUCAAAUACCCGCUAUGCUACAGAGGCCAUGUGCUGGCUUCUCCCCCAGGCCAUGUGCUGGCUCCUCCCCCAGGCCUUGUGCUGGCUCCUCCCCCAGGCCAUGUGCUGGCUUCUCCCGCCCAGGCCAUGUGCUGGCUUCUCCCCCAGGCCUAUGGGGUGCCCCCCUUGGGCUCCCUCCCCCAGGCCAUGUGCUGGCUCCUCCCCCAGGCUGUGCUGGUUUCUCCCCCAGGCCAUGUGCUGGCUUCUCAUUCUCACCCAGGCCAUGUGCUGGCUUCUCAUUCUCACCCAGGCCAUGUGCUGGCUUCUCACCCAGACCAUGUGCUGGCUUCUCACCCAGACCAUGUGCUGGCUUCUCACCCAGACCAUGUGCUGGCUUCUCCCCAGGCAUGUGCUGGCUUCUCACCCAGCGCAUGUGCUGGCUUCUCACCAGGCCAUGUGCUGCCUUCUCACCCAGACCAUGGUGCUGGCUUCUCACCAGCCAGUGCUGGCUUCUCACCAGGCCAUGUGCUGGCUUCUUCUUCCCACACCAGCGCUGUGCUGGCUUCUCAUUCUCCCCAAGGCCAUGUGCUGGCUUCUCAUCUCCCCAGGCCAUGUGCUGGCUUCUCACCCAGGCCAUGUGCUGGCUUCUCAACCCAGCAUGUGCUGGCUUCUCAUUCUCACCCAGACCAUGUGCUGGCUUCUCACCCAGACCAUGUGCUGGCUUCUCACCCAGACCAUGUGCUGGCACGACACGGAAAACAGCACAUUUUAUUAGUKUCCCCAAAUCUUGAGGAAGAGAUGCUUCCGUGGUCCAACUAUCUCAGACAGAGCCUAUAUAAUAGGUUGCUGGUGAUUCUAUUGAUGACAAUCUACCAUGACUUAACAGGUGAGACAGGAGGUGUCCAGGCCUGGACAUACAACUACAGCGUCAACCAGAAUCUGGACUGGGAUUCGGCCCGCCAGUGGUGCAGGCAGCACUACACGGACAUGGUGGCCAUCCAGAACCAGAAGGAGAUCGUCUAUCUCAACACCAUGCUCCCUAGGAACUCACAAUACUACUGGAUUGGCCUCCGCAAGGUGAAUGAGAUGUGGACCUGGAUGGGGACUAACAAGACCCUGACCAAAGAGGCGGAGAACUGGGCCACCGGGGAGCCCAACAACGUAGGGGACGGACAGGACUGCGUGGAGAUAUACAUUAAAAGAGGAAUUGAUGCAGCCAAGUGGAACGAUGAGAGAUGCACAAAGAAGAAGGGAGCCCUCUGCUACACAGCGUCUUGCUCAGAGCAUUGCUGCAGCACCCAUGCAGAGUGUUUAGAGAACAUAGGGAACUACACCUGCCAGUGUGACCCUGGCUUCAAGGGCCCCCGGUGCCAGCAAGCUGUAGCGUGUGACACUGUGUCGGACCCAGAGCAGGGUUCAGUGAACUGUGACCAUCCACAUGGGCUGUUUGCCUUCAACUCAUCUUGCCAGUUCCAAUGUGCCCGAGGAUACCAGCUGCUGGGGGCAUCACAACUGCUCUGCCAGGCCACGGGGUUCUGGGACCACCCUGCCGCUCAGUGCCAAGUCAAACAGUGUCCAUCGRUGGACAGUGGUCCUCAUAGAGGGACUAUGAACUGCAGUAACCCCAUCGCCCUGCACAGUUAUAACUCCACCUGUGAAUUCAGCUGUGAUUUGGGGUUUGACCUAAUAGGACCAGACAGGAUUCAGUGUGACCACACAGGACAGUGGACAGCCAACGUCUCUACCUGCACAGUGGUGAGGUGUGGCCCCCUGUCKCCUCCUGCCAUGGGGAACAUGUCCUGUGUGGACCCCCUGGGGGCCUCCUCCUUCACCUCCUCCUGUGGGUUCUCCUGUGAGGAGGGCUACCUGCUGAGAGGAGACACCAACCUCACCUGUUUAUCUACUGGACAAUGGACCAACCACACACCUGCAUGUGAACGUGAGCUAUACCAAGACAACUGGUCCAGUGAGAGAACCAUUGCCCGACUGCCAUCUCCACCACCCACUCCAACCUCAACUCAACCCACCAACUCGGGACCCUUCAUGAACUGCUCACACUCCCUCGGGGAGUUUAGCUUCAGCUCUCUGUGCCUCUUCACCCAGCAAAGGCUACUAUCUGAACGGAACAGAAGAGCUGUCCUGCACCUCAGAGGACAAUGGAGUGACCUGUGGCCCUCUUGCCAAAGAAACAUCACCUCUGUCCAAGAGUCCUCUAGGAUGUUGGCCUAUGCAGUGGUGGGAGCUGCCUCUGCUGCUGGGCUGUUACUACUGCUGGGACUGGGCAUGCUGGUCGCAAAGAAGCUCAGCAAGAAAGGUGACUUCAACUUUGACAACUCGUUAUGGGAGGAAAGAGAGAACCCUGCUUUUGAGAUUUCUUAAAAAAGAAUGUGCUUAAUGACAUUGUAACUGUAAAACAAGGUUUUGCAUAACGAGUUGGAUAUUGAAUUAAACAAGUUAAUAGUUUUCAAUGUAUUUAAAGCCAUCACUGUUCCUUUUAUACAWUUUUUUCUACACUUAUUUUUGUGUAUAGGCUGUUAAAGCUAAAAUAUGUAACUUUUGGGRGACCCGACCAGAUUCACAUAGAAAUGUGAGUUAUAGAUAUGUAAUUAUUGAAAAUAAGCCUAAGAAGCGGUAUAUCUGUUCUAUGUAUACUAUUUCUAUGCCUCCCAUUCUUAAGUUU
Molecule: messenger RNA, 4939 nt
Organism: Salvelinus sp. IW2-2015
Lineage: Eukaryota; Metazoa; Chordata; Actinopteri; Salmoniformes; Salmonidae
Source: RefSeq, a predicted model, not a curated record